UUCAAAUGAGAUACUCUGACAUCCUAAGAGAUAACCCGUGUAGGCUAGAUAGCAUUGCUGGCGAAGUCUUGGCAUUAGUGCUGCAUGACCAUGGAUAACAGGAGCAGAGCACAUGAUGUGAAAUAUGCACUUCAGCGGGCAAAACACAAAAUAUCAAACUUGGAACAUGAACUUUCUGUGAAGGAGAGCUGUUCAGAGAGUGAAGAGGAGCAUCUUUCUUCGACAUGGGUGAACAAGCCGGAACUCAAAGACUCCCUUUUUGACAUGUACAGAGCUAAUCCCAAAGUCAAUGAGGAACUGAAACAAAGGCUACCCUCCCCAAUAAGGACCCACAGUGUAGAGACCACAGCACAACUUGGCCUCCCUAAGUCCCCCUCGGUAUCGGAACCAUCUCAAAGUACAUCGGCGGUGUUUGAUAAAGAUCUACCACAGGUACCUCCUCCACCACCCAAACCUCCAAAGCCCUCGGGCAGAGCAUCCCCUCCCCUCCCCAGGGACAGGUCCCCAGACUCGGGCAGACCCAUGGACCAGGACAGGCCCUCUACUCCCAGGGUUCGGACCCCACAGGUCCCUGGUCCACCCAGCCCAGAGGGCCACAGUGGGAGCCCUCUCACCAGACACGCUCUCUGUAACCUGGAGGUGCCCAGUGCACCGCCUCCCUGCAGGGGCUCCUCGGAGGACCCGGUGAGCUUGAAAGUUGUCAGCUCAGGUGACUCCGCGCGGCACGUCCCGGCCGUGGACAAAGAGAAGAACAUCGCCUUCUUGCUCAAAGAGCUGGAUUCUCUGCGAGACCUCAAUAAGAAGCUUCAGGACAAACUAGCGAUGAGAGAGAAGGAGCUGGAGACCAAGCUGCUGGAUGCACAGCUGGAGGAGAGCCAGAUGGAGGCCCUGGCGUGCGAGCGAGCUGGAGCUCUGGUGGAGGAGAUCUAUAAGGCCCAGAGGGAGCGGGACCAGGCCGUGAUGGCGCGGCUCAGGCUGGCCAACGAGGAGCGAGACGAGGCCCUUCUCCGCGCCAAGAAGCUCCAGCAGGCCGCUAUUGAGCUGGAGAGUAUUAACCCACAAGAAAGCGAUAUGGACUUGGAGGAGCUGCUGAAUCGGGUGAACAACGCAGACUCUGCCCUGGGCAUCGAGCGCAGUGGAGUGGCCAUCUUGGAGCGGUUGCAGAAGGUCAAGGAGCGGAGGGCAAAGAUCACCGCGGAGGAGAUGAGAACGGUGAUGGAGGAGCGAGACAGUGCUUUUGUCAGGUGCAAGCGACUGGAAGAGGAUCUUCUCCACGCGCGAGAGCAGAGCCAGACGUCAGCAAACAGCGCCCGACACCUGCCCGCCGAAAACAAUCAGGAUCGCGUCCGCAAGGAGGAGUUGGAGGGGACUCAGAGAGACAGAGAUAAAGCCCUGGAACUCUGCCAGAAGUUGGAAGAGGAACUGCAGACACUACGCCUCUUCCAUAGUCAGCACCCCGUGCAGGCCGAGGAGACCGCCGUGAAGGAACAGGGCACCCCCACGCCAGCGUCACCUUUGGCCACCGACGCCAAGGAGGACCAGACCCACAGCCAGAACCAGGCCCUCCUGCCCCGUCUGCAGCUGCUGGCCAGCGAGCACCAGAACCUCCAGGCCCAGUUCCGGCGGUCCCAGGAGUCAGAGCGAGAGGCCAGCGAGAAAGUUCAGAAGUUGGAGCGGCUGGUGGAGGUGUUGAGGAAGAAGGUGGGCACGGGCAGCGUGAGGACAGUGAUCUGACUCGUGGGGGCUCCGCGCAAGGGCUGACCCGCCGACUGACCGGCCGGGCGGCCACAUCUGGUGACCAGGCAGUGGCGUUUAGCACUGAGUAAACACAGCCACAGCCUUGACUGGGCAAACAGUUGUUAGAAGUGGAGCACUCACACACAAAAAAAAAAGCCUCAUUCCAAACCCCACUCCCAAAAGAGAAAGGGAGAGAGGGGGAGAGAGAAAGAGGAAAAAAAGUAGAAUUGUAAAUGUUUAACCACUUGGUUGUUACUGCCGUGGGUUACGGCUGUCUCCCUUCCAUUCCACCUUCUGCUGAAAAUCUUUUUUUCUUAUUGGAGUCACAGUAUUGAUCUUUUAGCAGCACUGUUUGUGUUGAUGUGGGAGUCUGAUCAGGACAAGGGAAACAGGCUUCUCUCACACUCUGUUAUUGGAAGGUUUCAGACACCACCAACUAAGGUCUUAAGAUGUCAAGAGCGGAGGUCUUUUUUUUAUAAGGAAAACUGGUGCUUAGUAAUAUUAUAUCUGUAUUAUCUUAUUUUAUUGUGUGUUCUGUUUACUUCAGAAAAGGGACUUUUUUAAGGAAAUGGAAAUCUAUCAGUAUUUUAAAGCCUUCAUUGUAAUCAUAGAUAGGGUGACUUGGUCAGAAUAUUACUUUUGUGUUUCACUAGAUUUUUUUUCAAACCAUUAACCAUCAACAGUAUGUCAAUGAGAACAUAUGUAUUAAGGUAUAAAAUAAAAUCAUGGAAAUUACAUGAAUACAGACGUUUCUACAUCAAUUAACAUUUGUUUAAUUGUUGGCCUACUGAAUGAUGUACACAACAACGCCAGGUAUUCUAAUGUUAUGGGAUUCCUAUCCCGAUAUUCAUACAGAAUGAUUUAUGGGCUAAUGCUUCCUAAACUCUCUCAUUAGCUAAUAUGUUUCGUCAGAAGACGACU
Messenger RNA from Clupea harengus (Atlantic herring), 2658 nucleotides. It is a transcript of the gene mipol1, whose product is annotated as mirror-image polydactyly 1. The record is from RefSeq and is a predicted model, not a curated record. NCBI's taxonomy places the organism in Eukaryota, Metazoa, Chordata, Actinopteri, Clupeiformes, Clupeidae.